AUGGCAAGUCCAGAUAAAAGUAAACGGAAGAUAUUAAAAGCCAAAAAAACAAUGCCUACAAGUUGCCGGAAGCAAGCAGAGAUGCUUAAUAAGUCAAAGAAUGUUGAAGCACUGAAAAUAACAGCGAUUGGGAGUAAUGUUCCAUAUAGUAAUCAGAAUUUAAGUACUGGUGUCAUAACUAGCAAAUGUAGACAUUCUGAAAACAUUGCUUCUUCAUUGGACUCUAACAAAAAUUCAGUAUUCCUACAGAAAAAUAAAAUAUUCCCUCAGAAUUUAAUAAAACCAGUAGAAGAAAUUGUGAAUUCAGAGACAAGAUUGGACUAUGUUGCUGAACAAGUUGUGUGUCCAAGCAAAAUAAUAGAUUCUCCCAGCAAACUCUUUAUACAAGAGGCAAAAGUUUCACAAAACACUUCUGAAAAUCAUUUUGAAUAUCAGGCAAAUGUAACAAGAUCCUUUUUUGAACAUGAAGGGGCUUGUAAUCUAAACUCCAUUUGCUCUCAACCUAGUAUAUUGAGUGAUAUAAUUCAAAUGCUAAAGUCUACAGGAACCAAUACCUUGGAUGAUAAGAGAAUUGACAAGAUGGCUUCUCAUUUAGAAACAAAUUCCAAUUCAGAGUCACAUGAUAAAAGGCAAAAUGACAAUAUUUUAAGUUCCUACUCAAAUUUUAUGCCUGAUGAGAAAACACCCAUCUUGGUGAAUUCGAUCAAUUCCAACACCUGUGCUGCUGAUGUUUUGAAAAAUGAAGACUCUAGUAGAACCUGUCAUUCCAGCAUUUCAAAUUGUGAAAGUACAGACUCAAAGGGGCAGUCAUCACCUGAUGGUGAUAACAACAGCCAUUAUCAAAAGAAGAGGAUGUUUUCAGAAAACAAAGAAAAUGUUAAGCGCAUGAAAACAGAGCAAAUUAAUGAAAAUAUUUGUGUAGCUCUGGAAAGGCAAACAGCAUUGCUGGAACAGGUCAGACAUUUGAUUCGACAGGAGAUCUGUAGUAUAAAUUACAAACUAUUUGAUAAUAAACUGAAAGAAUUGAAGGAACGCAUUGGGAAGACACAGUGCAGGAAUAAACAUGAAGCAAUAGCUGAAGAACUCUUCGCAAAAAUAGCAAAACUUCAAAGACGUAUUAAAACAGUAAUAUUAUCUCAAAGGAAUUGUUUGGAACCAAACAUGUUAUCCAGUAAUACAACCUGUGAGGUUGUAACUUCAGAAACUGUGAUUUUGAAUAAGAAUCCAAAGUCAGUUAAUAGUCCAGUUGAAAGAAUGACUUCUGUGAACUCUGAACCUUCAGAAAAAGCAAGUGAAAAGAUUAAUUUGUUACUGGAUCAGGAUGAGUCUGUUUCUGAAAGUAACAAUGAUGAUGUUAUGUUGAUUUCUGUGGAAAGUCCUAAUUUGACAACUCCAAUUACAUCAGAUCCAACAGAUAUUAGAAAAAUUAUAUCGGGAAAUUCCAGUGAUCCACCUAAUGCUGAAACUGAAGCUGUACAGAAGAAACUUGCUUCUGUAAUUGAUUUGACAAGGGAAGACCUAUCUAACUAUAACACAGAACAUCCAGUAUGCACCCUGGAGUCACCUUCAAAAGCUGUUUUAAACUUAAAAGAAACAACCCUAGCUGCACAAAAUGCAGCCCAGGUUCUUGAAUCCUUUGAGCACCUGCCACCUCUCCCAGAACCACCACCACUACUGCCUGAACUCGUGGACAAAAUCCGAGACACGCUUCCUCCUCAGAAGCCUGAGCUCAAAGUGAAACGGGUUUUGAGACCCAGGGGCAUUGCCCUGACUUGGAACAUCACCAAAAUCAAUCCCAAGUGUGCUCCUGUGGAAAGCUACCACCUCUUCCUGUGUCAUGAGAUCCCUGAUAAUAAGCCGAUUUGGAAGAAAAUUGGAGAAAUUAAAGCUUUACCACUCCCAAUGGCAUGUACUUUAUCUCAAUUUUUAGCUUCCAACAAAUACUACUUUACUGUCCAGUCAAAAGACAUUUUUGGGCGGUAUGGGCCAUUUUGUGAUAUAAAAUCUAUCCCUGGGUUUUCUGAAAAUCUUACCUAA
This is a messenger RNA of Propithecus coquereli (Coquerel's sifaka), 2037 nucleotides long. It is a transcript of the gene ATF7IP2, whose product is annotated as activating transcription factor 7 interacting protein 2. The coding region runs from base 1 to 2037 and encodes 678 amino acids. NCBI's taxonomy places the organism in Eukaryota, Metazoa, Chordata, Mammalia, Primates, Indriidae. The record is from RefSeq and is a predicted model, not a curated record. Gene Ontology annotation, cellular component: transcription regulator complex; nucleus. Gene Ontology annotation, biological process: regulation of DNA-templated transcription. Gene Ontology annotation, molecular function: protein binding; transcription coregulator activity. The transcript is spliced from 10 exons.